UGAUUUUGCUUCGUGAGCUGGAAAAACAGAGAUGUUAAUUUGACAUUUACGCGCGAGUAAUCGGUUAUGACAUAUUUAGCUGUCAUCGCGUAAAUUAUCACCAUUGACGGCUCUGAAGGAUUUCCUAGAUUUAGUAAAAAGAAAAAAUUAAAUUAAAGAUUUUAUUAAUUUAGAUAAGAAAUAGAAAAAUGUUUUGUGCUUAUACACAUUCUUUGCCCUAUUUGUAUUUGGGUAACUUUGGACGUAAACCACAUCAUUAUUACACAGCCAACAAAAAUAAAGUGCAAAAUUCGACAAUUGCCACGGGGAGAACGUACACAAAUAGAGCAGCAGCUGCUGGAAAACAACGACGUGAUGCGUUAAGUAAGCCUUUGACCUCAGAGGCUGUCAGCUCGGCCCAGAAUAUGAUUCGUGUGCCGCAGAACUUGCGUCACAUGGUAAAUCAACAUAAUGCCACAGCCGCUAACUUCUUUGAGGCGGAACGUCUCAAUCAUAUGUUAAAUAAAGCAAAAACUAUGUUGGCCUCACACCUGCAGCAGUUGGAACACAUAGAGGUGAGAAGGGUGAAGAGCAAGAAAUCGCAUCAUUUGAUAGAACUUACAUUUAAUAAUGCAAUGGCUCACAAUAUGCCUGCUCCACAAAAAUAUUCCAAAUUGUUACAAACUAUUAUACCUCAACAUCAAUUAAAAUUUGUACGUAGCUUUAAGACGGAUCGUUCCAUAGCUGCUGAAUUGAGGCGUAAUCCCACAGUGGCUUCCCGCUUGCGCACUGCUUUUAGUGGUAAUCCACAGAAAUUGGAAGGUGAAUUAACUAGUGGUUCGGAAACAUUGAAAAAACUAUUGGAGAAAUCAACCGAAAGUGGCAGUGGAAAGGAAAACACCAUAAAAAUUGCCUUUGCUGAGGGUUACUUAGCUGCUGUUAAUUCUGAAGAUCAUCCCAAGUCGGGCAAAACAAUGAAAUAUCUUAAGGUCUUUCAGCAAUUAUUAGUAAUUGUGGUAUUUAUUGGCAUAUUCGUUAGUUUAUUCUCUUCCUCAAAUGGUUCCAUGUUUCGUAUACAAUUAGGCAAUCAGGUGGAAGUAGAUCCUGAAGAAAUACAUGUUACCUUUGAUGAUGUCAAGGGUUGUGAUGAAGCAAAACAAGAAUUGAAAGAAGUGGUAGAAUUCCUAAAAAAUCCUGAAAAGUUUUCCAAUUUGGGUGGCAAAUUACCCAAAGGUGUUCUAUUGGUGGGUCCUCCCGGUACGGGUAAAACUUUAUUAGCUCGAGCCGUAGCUGGUGAAGCUAAUGUACCAUUUUUCCAUGCCGCUGGUCCAGAAUUCGACGAGGUAUUAGUGGGCCAGGGAGCCAGACGUGUACGUGAUUUGUUUAAGGCCGCCAAACAACGUUCUCCCUGUGUUAUAUUCAUUGAUGAAAUUGAUUCUGUGGGCGCUAAGCGUACCAAUUCAGUUUUACAUCCUUAUGCUAAUCAAACUAUUAAUCAAUUGUUAUCCGAAAUGGAUGGUUUCCAUCAAAAUGCUGGUGUUAUAGUUUUGGGUGCCACCAAUAGACGUGAUGAUUUAGAUCAAGCUCUUCUUAGACCGGGUCGUUUUGAUGUUGAAGUCGUCGUAAGUACUCCCGAUUUCUCAGGACGCAAAGAGAUUAUUACUUUAUAUCUCUCGAAAAUUUUACACGAUGAAAUCGAUUUAGAUAUGUUAGCUAGAGGAACAUCCGGUUUUACUGGUGCCGAUUUAGAAAAUAUGAUUAAUCAAGCUGCUUUAAGAGCGGCCAUUGAUGGAGCAGAGACUGUUACAAUGAAACAUUUAGAAACAGCCCGCGAUAAAGUGCUUAUGGGUCCGGAACGUAAAGCACGUUUGCCCGACGAGGAAGCCAAUCUUAUAACAGCCUACCAUGAAGGUGGUCAUGCGAUAGUAGCCUACUACACCAAGGAAUCACAUCCUCUACAUAAAGUCACCAUUAUGCCGCGAGGACCAUCACUGGGACACACCGCCUAUAUACCUGAAAAGGAACGUUAUCAUGUCACCAAACAACAAUUGCUGGCAAUGAUGGAUACCAUGAUGGGUGGACGUGCCGCUGAGGAAUUAAUAUUUGGUGCAGAUAAAAUCACUUCGGGCGCCAGUAGUGAUUUAAAACAAGCCACCUCCAUUGCCACACACAUGGUUAAAGACUGGGGCAUGUCAGAGAAAGUGGGUCUACGUACAAUUGAAAGUUCAAAGGGUCUCUAUCCAAAUGAUGCAUUAGGACCAAAUACUGUUGAGGCAGUAGAUGCUGAAAUCAAACGUAUACUUAACGAUAGCUACGAACGGGCCAAGGCAAUUCUACGUAAACAUGCUAAAGAACAUAAGGCAUUAGCUGAAGCUCUUCUAAAGUAUGAAACCCUCGAUGCUGAAGAUAUUAAGGCCAUUAUGAAGGAUACACAAUAGUAAAAAAAAUAACUUAAUUUUUCAACAAAACAACAUAAUUACAAACAAGACGUUUUAGUUCUACGUUACUCUAUAUUAAACAAAAAUAAACUUUUACUUAAAUUUACUAAAAAAAGAAAAAUUAGUAUAAAAACUAUAAAAGAAAAUUACAAUAAGAAGCUUGGAAAUUGGCAUUACUUAACAAAUAUGUAUACAAAAGGACAUGAUAUAGCAAAAGAAAAAAAAACCUGCUAAGCAAAUGCUUAUUUAACAAGAGUCAACUGAAACAAUAUUUCAACAUGGAUCACAAGGAAAUAAGAAACAAAUUAAUUAACAAACUCCAUUUUAUUUUUUGGUAAUUCCAUAGUCGAAAACAAAAAUAAUGUAAGAAUAAUGAAAAUAAAAUGAAAAAAAAAAUGGAAAAAAUU
Messenger RNA from Lucilia sericata (common green bottle fly), 2824 nucleotides. RefSeq names its product ATP-dependent zinc metalloprotease YME1L (gene YME1L). The record is from RefSeq and is a predicted model, not a curated record. The coding region runs from base 189 to 2417 and encodes 742 amino acids. Gene Ontology annotation, biological process: mitochondrion organization; protein quality control for misfolded or incompletely synthesized proteins. Gene Ontology annotation, cellular component: mitochondrial inner membrane. NCBI's taxonomy places the organism in Eukaryota, Metazoa, Arthropoda, Insecta, Diptera, Calliphoridae. The transcript has 10 exons. Gene Ontology annotation, molecular function: metalloendopeptidase activity; ATP-dependent peptidase activity; ATP binding.